CUAUACUGUUGGAAACCAAACGAAGUCGUCGGCGCUGAGGCAUGAACAUCUGGAAAUAUUUAUAUUAUUUGUCGAAAUAUGAAGAUAUUUAUGUUCAUUUCAAGGAGAGUCGCAGUAUGUCAGCCUUAUAGUUCUUCGUAAUUUAUUUAAAUGACAAGAAAUACAAAUACGUAAUAUCCCAGCUAGAUGAUUUCGUAAUAUGAAGCACACAAACAAGCAGUCUGGUAAUUGCUAAUCGUCUGUACUUUUCCUGUUAACGAUUCAGGAGAAAGUAUCACCGGAAAAGGCGAUGCAAGAACAUCUCGGAACCUCCCCGGCGUUUUUUACACAUCUGCAAUAAACGUACCAUGGGAAAUUCAACUGAAAUACUUUUUGUUCUACAACGACUGAAUGAGACAGUGUCAAGCAAACACACAUACUUCAUCCUCAUACUUGUUUACGUUUUUACUCUUGUGGCGAACCUGACUUUGAUUGUGACAAUUAUUUCGGAGAAAACGCUCCAUGAGCCCAUGCUUGUAUUCGUGUGUAACUUGUGUGUAAAUGGUGUCCUUGGUGCUUCUAUGUUUUAUCCUAAAAUAUUGGUGGACAUUUCAUCCGACUUGAGUGUUACUUCGUAUGAAGCUUGUCUGGGUCAAAUUUUUGUAUUAUCCAUCUACUUAUACUGCGAAUUUACUACAUUAGCAAUGAUGGCUUAUGACAGAUACAUCGCGAUAUGCAAGCCGCUCAAUUACCACUCCAUCAUCACGCCUCAGAAGGUGAUGAAAUUUCUGGUUUUUACCUGGCUUGCAUCCAUCUGUGAAUCAGUUGUUGUGUCGGCCUUGGUAGCCAGAUUGCCUCUCUGUGGAUUCAAAAUCGAAAAGAUUUACUGCACAACCUGGGCAGUCGUAAAACUAUCAUGUGUGGACACCACUAUCAACAACAUAUACGGGUACAUUCUCAUGGUUUUUCACGCUUCACAAGCAGUGCUGAUCGUGAUUUCCUAUAUUCAUAUUGUCAGAGCAUGUGUGAGAUCGCCGAAAGAACGGAGUAAAUUCAUGCAGACCUGUUUGCCCCAUUUAAUCGCACUGACCAACUUCUUCAUCGCACUAGGUUUUGACCUCAUGUACACUCGCUAUGGCCCCACCGACCGUCUGCAGGCUCUCCGAAAUUUCAUGUCCCUGGACUACCUCAUUGUUCCACCGCUCCUAAAUCCCUUAAUAUAUGGCCUGAGACUGAACCAGAUCCGCAGGAGAAUCUUCAGGACUUGCAGCAAGAAAAUACAUACUUUAAAAUGA
Molecule: messenger RNA, 1274 nt
Organism: Anguilla rostrata (American eel)
Lineage: Eukaryota; Metazoa; Chordata; Actinopteri; Anguilliformes; Anguillidae
Product: putative gustatory receptor clone PTE03
Exons: 1
Coding region: 348-1274 (308 amino acids)
Biological process (GO): G protein-coupled receptor signaling pathway; detection of chemical stimulus involved in sensory perception of smell
Cellular component (GO): membrane
Molecular function (GO): odorant binding; G protein-coupled receptor activity; olfactory receptor activity
Source: RefSeq, a predicted model, not a curated record